Pipistrellus kuhlii (Kuhl's pipistrelle) is the source of this 1327-nucleotide messenger RNA. RefSeq names its product exocyst complex component 1 like (gene EXOC1L). The record is from RefSeq and is a predicted model, not a curated record. Bases 555 to 1073 code for a protein of 172 amino acids. NCBI's taxonomy places the organism in Eukaryota, Metazoa, Chordata, Mammalia, Chiroptera, Vespertilionidae. The transcript is spliced from 3 exons.
AUUGGAAGUGUCAGGAGCAAACACGGGUGCUCUUUCUCUUGCCGGUGAUUACCAAGUCCUCAAUGGAAGAUGAUCCCCAUCGAUAGAGUCAGGCAGCUGAUGUAUAUCAAUCACAGAAUCAAGUUGAGGCAGCGGGCUUCCCCUGCACAGUCAUGGGGAAGGGGCAAGGGAGGAACCAGGGACUCCACAAGUCUCUCUGCCGGUGCUCAUAAAUGUGUUCCACGUCAACAAACCACAGGAGAGCUCCAGAGAGCAGCCUGCCUGAGCCUGGAUGCUGAGGAGUGACGGUGGGGCCAGUGCUGCUGCUGUAUUUUGGCUGCUGCUGCUUGUACUGCUGCUGCCGCUGAGCAGAUACCGCAGCGCAGCGAGGGGUCUGACCGCCUGAGCGCUCCGGGAGCCUGGGUCUGGCCGGGAAGGAGAUGUGAAGAGGCUGGGAGCUGGGAGGUGGGCAGGGCUCACUGAGGAGCUGCAAACCAAAAGGAGGAAUCCAGGCAGCAAAAGGAGAGAAGGGGUGAGUCUGAGCCAAGAUAUCAGGCCAAGGGAAGCUGGAGGAAAUGUCAUCCCUCGUCAAGGAGGACUUGGAGAAGAAACUGUUUAAGCCGCUCUCGCAGAAUCUGUACGAGUUCAUCCAAAUCGAGCUCUCGGUCCAGGACAGGUACUACCUCUGUGUGUCAGUGACCAAAAAUGAAGAAGUGAAAAUAAUUAUAGUGAAACACUACAGAAUAGGUUUAGAUGAAAAAUAUGAAGUAACAAAAAAGUGGUCUUUGAGUGAUCUGCAGAUGAUUGAUGGAAAAGAAGCAGAUACUGACAAUCCAUUUUUUGACCUGCACUUCAAGAAAGUGUACAGUUUGGAAGCAUAUAGUUGUGCUUCUAAAUAUUCCUUUGCUCGAACUGUAAAUAAGCUGAAUCAUGCAUAUCUUAAGAAAGAAUUACAGAUCGUGAACUUUGAUUCUACUUACAUUAAUGAUGAUUCUAUUUGGUCCUCCAACAACAAGGAUUGCUUGGUUCUUAUGAGAAUAUGCUUUUAUGCUUUCAACCUGCUGUGCCUGUCCCUCUGUCCCCUGCCACUCUGAAGAUGCAUUCCAUUUUCUUCCAACUGUAUUCUAUAAAAACGGUUUCCUAAGUAAAUAUUGGCAGUCAUGAUUUUGUUUUUUCCCUGCAUCAGUGACUGUUAUUUAUAUGGAAAUAAAGUGAUGCUUUGUGAAUUGCAGGGAAAUGUGUUUCAAUGUAAUCAUUCAACAUUUGGGACUUUUUCUCAUGUAUUCCUUAGAAAUUUUAGAAAGAGUCAGAUAGCUCUGCCUGAAUUAGUAUUCUUCUAAAGAGUAUC